Molecule: messenger RNA, 1842 nt
Organism: Leptosia nina
Lineage: Eukaryota; Metazoa; Arthropoda; Insecta; Lepidoptera; Pieridae
Source: the annotation of a GenBank genome assembly
AUGUCUAAUACUUCACUUGAGGGGAAACUGAAAGGUUUGCAAGAACGUUUUGAAAAUGAAUUGCGUAUUCGGAGAGAGGGUGCAAUGCACAACCAAGGUGGUAUUGGCGCUUCUAGAACUGGGGGCGCCCGAAGGCCUAGGCCCCCUCUCAUGUUUAGUGGUCGAGACAUACCUGCAUUCCCUCCGAGGUCACCCCAGGCCACUGACACUGAGCACAGGAUGCGAGAGGUGUAUAAGGUGAGCGGCAAGCUAAAUGUAGAAGGAGUGGAGUACAGAUCAAAUAUAGAUGAUCUUCAGCAGUUAGGAGAGCUUGGUAGUGGGACCUGUGGACAUGUUGUCAAAAUGUUUCACAAGCCUUCGGGAGCUGUUAUAGCUGUCAAGCAAAUGCGUCGAUCUGGCAACUCCGAAGAGACAAAACGGAUUCUCAUGGACUUGGAUGUGGUAGUGCGGUCACACGAUUGUCCGUACAUUGUGAGGUGUCUCGGCUGCUUCGUGACAGAUGCCGAUGUUUGGAUCUGUAUGGAGCUGAUGGCGUCCUGCUUUGAUAAGCUGCUUAAGAGACUCGGAGCUCCCAUACCAGAAGCCAUAUUGGGGAAAGUCACGGUUGCUACUGUAAACGCGCUAUCGUACCUGAAAGACAACCACGGUGUGAUCCAUCGUGAUGUUAAGCCGAGCAAUAUUCUAAUCGACGAGCGUGGUAAUGUCAAGUUGUGCGAUUUUGGUAUCAGCGGUCGACUCGUAGACUCUAAAGCAAAGACACGGAGUGCCGGGUGCGCUGCAUAUAUGGCUCCGGAGAGAAUAGACCCGCCAGAUCCAAGUAGGCCAGACUACGAUAUACGCGCAGAUGUCUGGUCUUUGGGCAUAUCUCUAGUUGAAUUGGCCACAGGAGUAUUCCCCUAUAGAGACUGUCAGAAUGAUUUUGAAGUUCUUACUAGGGUAAUCGCAGACGACCCACCACAACUCCCAGAAGACAGUGCCUUCACGCCUGAAUUCAAAUUAUUCGUGUCACAGUGCCUAACAAAGAACUACAGACAGCGUCCCAAGUACGCGAAGCUCCUAGAACAUCCGUUUGUGGUAAAAUCUGCGCGAAAUUCCAUAUCGGUUGGCGAUUGGUACUCGACGUUGCACAUUUGUGGGCAAGGGCCGAGCAAAGCCGGUUCCAGCCUGUCUGUCAAUAUGAACGGCGAUGGACCGGUCACCCCGCAGCCAGUUCGGAACUUCGUCACUGGAUCACAACACUGGAUGCCGGAGCAGGUCACACCUACACCUGCAAGAGCUUGGUGGGCCAACAAUGCAAGUCCUAGUGGCAGCAGUUCGCAACCAACUAGUUUAGAAGCUGAGCUGUCGAACCAUUCACCUUGUCCAAGGAGAAGAACAAUUGAAGCGUGCGCAUCUCCUCCCCCCGCACCGGUACGUCGAGUUUCAACGGAUAGUAGAUGGAGAGCCUCACCCACGAGCUCUGGCAACACUAGUCCUAUAGUUCUGCAGAGGUUCUACCACCAGAGUCAGCAGAGGCGUUCCAGAGUCGACUUGCACGCUACACCGAGACAUAGAAGUGUAAGUCGAGAACACAGCGCUGGGAGAUCACCAGAACCACCGCCGCGCAUGUCGCGACAUCCUAGGACACAAGCGAACGGUAGCAUGGAAUUAGAACCACCUCCACUACACGAUAGAUUGCACCCACCAUCGCCCUUACUUCUUAACGAUAGGUUAUCAGAAGGACGAAGUCAGAGUCUGACGCGAGCGGAAGUGCGCAAUGGCUUCCGCGCGGAAAUUCCUGCGCCCGCGCAUACGCAUAAACAUCACCACGACGACCAGGGUGAGUAUACGAACGAUACGUGA